This is a messenger RNA of Odocoileus virginianus texanus, 369 nucleotides long. The record is from RefSeq and is a predicted model, not a curated record. NCBI's taxonomy places the organism in Eukaryota, Metazoa, Chordata, Mammalia, Artiodactyla, Cervidae.
UUCUAAACACAAGAAAUUGCUUAGACAGUUGGUUUAGUAUCUGUGUAUGGGCAAUACUCUGUCCUGCAGUAGGCAGCAUGUCAGCUGAAACACCAAUCACACUGAGUAUCAAUCCUCAGGAUCUGCGGGUCCAGACAUUCACUGUAGAGAAGCUACUGGAGCCUCUCAUAAUCCAGGUUACUACACUUGUAAAUUGUCCCCAGAAUCCUUCCAACAGGAAAAAAGGACGUUCAAAAAGGGCCAGAGUCCUUCUAGCUUCUGUGGAGGAAGCAACUUGGAAUUUAUUAGACAAGGGAGAGAAGAUUGCUCAGGAAGCCACAGUUUUAAAGGAAGAACUUACUGGGGCACUUGAGGAAGUUCGCAAAGAAA